AGUUGCCAUAAGCGAAGCCGGUGGUUAUUUGGUCUUUUAGUCCACAAACAACAAAGAACCCUUUAAAAAUUAUCAUUAACUCCUAAAUCCCCAUCCCCAAAACCCUAACUGCUGCUCCCUCUCUCUCCCCGUGAGCUCUUUCACAGUGCCACACUCCCUAACCUAACCACUGCAACCAUGGCGCCAUCAUUGGACGAAGAGACAGCAAAAAAGGUCAUUCGUCAGGUGGAGUUUUAUUUUAGUGACAGCAAUCUUCCCAGGGAUACGUUUAUGAAGAAAACCAUUAGCGAAAGUGAUGAUGGAUUGGUAAGUUUGGCUUUGAUUUCGUCAUUUUCUCGGAUGAGAGGGCACUUGGGUUUGGGAGAAGUGAAACCUGAAGAUGUACCGGAAGAUACAGUUAAGGCUGUGGCUGAAACUCUGAGGACCUCGACUUUUCUUCGGGUUUCUGAAGAUGGUACAAAGGUUGGUAGACUUACUGAGCUUCCAAAGUUGGAGGAGGCUAUUAAGCAAUCUGAUGAAAGAACAAUUGCGGCUUUACCCCUGGAAUAUGAUGUCAAGCUCGAGGAUGUGGAGUUAUUUUUUAGCCAGUAUGCUAAGGUUAACAGUGUGAGGCUACCCCGACAUGCUGCUGAUAACAGGGUUUUCUGUGGCACGGCACUUAUUGAGUUCUCAAGUGAGGAAGAUGCUGCAAACAUUUUGAAGCAGAGCCUGAGUUACUCGGGUGUUGAGCUGGAACUGAAACCGAAGAAGGAAUUUGAUGCAGAAAGAGCUAAGCAACAGGAAGAAGCUGCAAAGACUCGUCCUCAAGCUAAUUCUAACCACAAGGACAAGGCUAAAGCUGAGCCUGACUACCCCAAAGGCUUAAUUGUUUCAUUCAAACUGAAGAUCUCUGGUCAAGAUUCUACGGGACAAAAUGGUACUCACAAGUCGACUAGUAAUGACAACCCGGAUGUCUCUGAGAAAGAUGGUGAUCAAGACAAAAUGCAAGUUGCUUCUGAAGGAAUCAAAGAUGUUACAGAUACAAGCAACCUUGUGGAUGAAGAUGUGAAGGGUGAGGAAAAGAAACCGGAUAAAGUCGGUGCAGAUGAAACUGAAGCUCAGGAAUCUGAAGAUACAGAGAAAUCUUCUGACGUCCAGACUGAGAAGGAGGUCCAAGGAUCGGGUGAAGGCAAAAUAAAGGCCUACAAGGACAAUAAAGAUGUCGUUAUGAGGGAGGACCUGAAAAUUAUUUUCCAGAAGUUUGGUGCGGUCAAGUUCAUCGACUUUAGUAUGGGAUCAGACUCUGGUUAUGUGAGGUAUGAAGAUGCUGGAGCUGCUCAGAAGGCUCGUGCUGCUGCAGUUCUUGCUGAUGAAGGUGGUCUGACUGUGAAAAAUUGCAUUGCUACUCUGGAACCCGUCACUGGUGAAGCUGAGAAGGAAUACUGGAGUUCACUACGUAGCAGUCAGGAAAAGUACCGUGGUAAUUUUAAGAGCAACCGUGGAAGGGGAGGAAAGAACAACAGAGGCGGUAGGCAUUUUGGCGGGAAGCAUUCUCGAUCGAGGGAUAAUGACUCAGCCAGUCGACCCAGUAAGGUUCAGAAAGUGCGAGCAGCAUGAGAAGAAUUGUUUGAUCUAACACAUGCAAUUUUGUGGUCUAUUUUAUGUUGUGUUUGCUACUUGAUCCAGCCUUUGAUUGUGUCAAUCCUACCAGUGUUAAAUCAUUAACUGAACUUUGUUUGCAGUAGUGUUUAAUAUAUGAUUUUGAAGUUUUUUCGUAUCUUUUUAGCUUCUGUAGUCUGGUUGUCGUAGAUGGAAUUGUUAAUGGAUUUGCAGGUUAGAAUUGCUAAUCAAAUUUGAAACGUCCUUAAGGACUAAAAUUAAGUUAAGAGAAGAUAUGAAUUGAUUAG
Striga asiatica is the source of this 1886-nucleotide messenger RNA. The record is from the annotation of a GenBank genome assembly. NCBI's taxonomy places the organism in Eukaryota, Viridiplantae, Streptophyta, Magnoliopsida, Lamiales, Orobanchaceae.